Molecule: messenger RNA, 7208 nt
Organism: Homo sapiens (human)
Lineage: Eukaryota; Metazoa; Chordata; Mammalia; Primates; Hominidae
Gene: GRIK1
Product: glutamate ionotropic receptor kainate type subunit 1
Exons: 16
Coding region: 497-3139 (880 amino acids)
Biological process (GO): calcium-mediated signaling; regulation of postsynaptic membrane potential; monoatomic ion transmembrane transport
Cellular component (GO): membrane; postsynaptic membrane; plasma membrane
Molecular function (GO): signaling receptor activity; monoatomic ion channel activity; ligand-gated monoatomic ion channel activity
Source: RefSeq, marked reviewed
AGUUAACCUGCUGGAGCUCAUCAGGCUUGCUCAGAGCCCCUGCACCAACUCACCCUGUACCCUCUCUCCUUCUUCGUUAGUCUUCUUUCCCCCUUUUCCCUCCUCUGUCUGUGCCUAUCCCCCGACUUUUGCAUCUGACCAAAGGACGAAUGAGGGAGACGUUCCUGCAGAUCGGGGCAGCAACUUUCCUCAGCUGGUCUCUGGGCUCCGGGAGCCAGAGAGCGCUGAUCCUCCGCGGUCUGCGGCCCAUGGAAGAGGAGGAGGAGGAGCCGUGAUGGGCUAGCGACAGCACUGAGGAGCCCCGAGAGAGCUCAGCCUUGCCAGCCAGCUCCGCGGUCCCACGCGGGUUCCCUCGAGCUCGCUCCGUGGGGAGCGCGCAGCGUGCUUGGAACCGGAGCAUCCAGAGAGGAUGAGGCGGGGACCCGGCCCAAGUUGGGUGCAUCUCUCGGGCGUCCGGCAGCGGCUGUAUCUCGGCAUGAAUUAAGAAGCUAGGAAGAUGGAGCACGGCACACUCCUCGCCCAGCCCGGGCUCUGGACCAGGGACACCAGCUGGGCACUCCUCUAUUUCCUCUGCUAUAUCCUCCCUCAGACCGCCCCGCAAGUACUCAGGAUCGGAGGGAUUUUUGAAACAGUGGAAAAUGAGCCUGUUAAUGUUGAAGAAUUAGCUUUCAAGUUUGCAGUCACCAGCAUUAACAGAAACCGAACCCUGAUGCCUAACACCACAUUAACCUAUGACAUCCAGAGAAUUAACCUUUUUGAUAGUUUUGAAGCCUCGCGGAGAGCAUGUGACCAGCUGGCUCUUGGUGUGGCUGCUCUCUUUGGCCCUUCCCAUAGCUCCUCCGUCAGUGCUGUGCAGUCUAUUUGCAAUGCUCUCGAAGUUCCACACAUACAGACCCGCUGGAAACACCCCUCGGUGGACAACAAAGAUUUGUUUUACAUCAACCUUUACCCAGAUUAUGCAGCUAUCAGCAGGGCGAUCCUGGAUCUGGUCCUCUAUUACAACUGGAAAACAGUGACAGUGGUGUAUGAAGACAGCACAGGUCUAAUUCGUCUACAAGAGCUCAUCAAAGCUCCCUCCAGAUAUAAUAUUAAAAUCAAAAUCCGCCAGCUGCCCUCUGGGAAUAAAGAUGCCAAGCCUUUACUCAAGGAGAUGAAGAAAGGCAAGGAGUUCUAUGUGAUAUUUGAUUGUUCACAUGAAACAGCCGCUGAAAUCCUUAAGCAGAUUCUGUUCAUGGGCAUGAUGACCGAGUACUAUCACUACUUUUUCACAACCCUGGACUUAUUUGCUUUGGAUCUGGAACUCUAUAGGUACAGUGGCGUAAACAUGACCGGGUUUCGGCUGCUUAACAUUGACAACCCUCACGUGUCAUCCAUCAUUGAGAAGUGGUCCAUGGAGAGACUGCAGGCCCCACCCAGGCCCGAGACUGGCCUUUUGGAUGGCAUGAUGACAACUGAAGCGGCUCUGAUGUACGAUGCUGUGUACAUGGUGGCCAUUGCCUCGCACCGGGCAUCCCAGCUGACCGUCAGCUCCCUGCAGUGCCAUAGACAUAAGCCAUGGCGCCUCGGACCCAGAUUUAUGAACCUGAUCAAAGAGGCCCGGUGGGAUGGCUUGACUGGGCAUAUCACCUUUAAUAAAACCAAUGGCUUGAGGAAGGAUUUUGAUCUGGACAUUAUUAGUCUCAAAGAGGAAGGAACUGAAAAGGCUGCUGGCGAAGUGUCUAAACACUUGUAUAAAGUGUGGAAGAAGAUUGGGAUUUGGAAUUCCAACAGUGGGCUUAACAUGACGGACAGCAACAAAGACAAGUCCAGCAAUAUCACUGAUUCAUUGGCCAACAGAACACUCAUUGUCACCACCAUUCUGGAAGAACCCUAUGUUAUGUACAGGAAAUCUGAUAAGCCUCUAUAUGGAAAUGACAGAUUUGAAGGAUAUUGCCUAGACCUGUUGAAAGAAUUGUCAAACAUCCUGGGUUUCAUUUAUGAUGUUAAACUAGUUCCCGAUGGCAAAUAUGGGGCCCAGAAUGACAAAGGGGAGUGGAACGGGAUGGUUAAAGAACUCAUAGAUCACAGGGCUGACCUGGCAGUGGCUCCUCUUACCAUCACCUACGUGCGGGAGAAAGUCAUUGACUUCUCCAAACCCUUCAUGACCCUAGGCAUCAGCAUUCUCUACCGGAAGCCCAAUGGUACCAAUCCAGGCGUUUUCUCCUUCCUCAACCCCCUGUCUCCAGAUAUUUGGAUGUAUGUGCUCUUAGCCUGCUUGGGAGUCAGCUGUGUACUCUUUGUGAUUGCAAGGUUUACACCCUACGAGUGGUAUAACCCCCACCCAUGCAACCCUGACUCAGACGUGGUGGAAAACAAUUUUACUUUACUAAAUAGUUUCUGGUUUGGAGUUGGAGCUCUCAUGCAGCAAGGAUCAGAGCUGAUGCCCAAAGCUCUAUCGACCAGAAUAGUUGGAGGGAUAUGGUGGUUUUUCACCCUAAUCAUCAUUUCAUCCUACACGGCCAAUCUGGCUGCCUUCUUGACAGUAGAGAGAAUGGAAUCCCCCAUAGAUUCGGCAGAUGAUCUGGCAAAGCAAACCAAGAUAGAAUAUGGGGCGGUUAGAGAUGGAUCAACAAUGACCUUCUUCAAGAAAUCAAAAAUCUCCACCUAUGAGAAGAUGUGGGCUUUCAUGAGCAGCAGGCAGCAGACCGCCCUGGUAAGAAACAGUGAUGAGGGGAUCCAGAGAGUGCUCACCACAGACUACGCGCUGCUGAUGGAGUCCACCAGCAUUGAGUAUGUGACGCAGAGAAACUGCAACCUCACUCAGAUCGGGGGCCUCAUUGACUCCAAAGGUUACGGAGUGGGAACACCUAUUGGUUCUCCUUACCGGGAUAAAAUUACUAUUGCUAUUCUUCAACUCCAAGAAGAAGGGAAGCUGCAUAUGAUGAAAGAGAAGUGGUGGCGUGGGAAUGGCUGCCCCGAGGAAGACAACAAAGAAGCCAGUGCCCUGGGAGUGGAAAAUAUUGGAGGCAUCUUCAUUGUUCUGGCUGCCGGACUGGUCCUUUCUGUAUUUGUAGCUAUUGGAGAAUUCAUAUACAAAUCACGGAAGAAUAAUGAUAUUGAACAGGUGAGUCAUCUCUUUCUAGGACUGGUUAGUUUAUAGUUUGCAUUAUCUGUCUUAAGUUUGGGGGUUUUUAAGGAUGUUUGCUCUUUUUCAGUCUAUUGAAUUAGAUGCCCAGAAGAGCCAUUUUUGAGUUAGAGCAGAGAGCUAUUGAAUCCCUGCCAGGUGCUGUGGGCACUGCAGGUCCAUCAUUUAUUAACGACAAGGAAGGGGCUUAUACACUAAAUCCAAUUAGCAUUAUUUGGAAAGACAGUGCAGAAAUUCCAAACUCAGUUAAUUUUUGAACUGUUGUUUGCUCGUAAGAUAGAAACCCUAGAUGGAAAAAGGCAAAAAUAAAUCCAAAAUUGGAAAAGAUAUAAAAAGAUAUUUAACAGAAAUGUUACCAGCCCUUAAGUAUAGAUUCUGAGCACAUGUACUAAUGCAAAACAAUUUAUAUAAAUAUGUAAAAGUCAUACUACGAAAUUGAACACUUCUAUCAAAGUAAGAUUUGUAAAAGGAUAUAUCACCUCAAAUUUUUUUUUGCCAGGAAUGUCAUAAACAAUACAAAAUGAAAAUGCAAUGUAUAUGAGACUUUAUUUUUCUAAAUUGUGUUUGGGAUUAUAGGACAACUUUAGUAGUUGACCAUUUUUGCCUACUACUUUUAUUUCUGAAGGAAAUCACACCAUUUUUGAAGGAAAUCAACUUACACUCUUUUGAAAAGGCUGAUUGUGAUUUAAGAUAAUUCCUUCAUAACCAUGCUAGAAUAAACAAAAUAUAAAGUUUAUGGUCAUCAUAGUGAAUCAGGCUCUGCUUUGAAUUUUUAAAUAUUGUUAGAAUUUUAAGACUAUGACUAUUAAUGACAGAGCCAGUUUAAUGCUCUCCUGUCAUCUUGAAAUUCUAAAUAAUUUUUGAACAAAGUGUCCCAUAUUUUCAUUUCGCACUGGACCCUGCAAAUUAUGUGGCUGGUUCUGAUUAAUAAUCUGAUAAUAGAUCCACUUUCUUUAAGUGGAAGCCCUCCUUAAGGGCCCAAAACUGGGGAUGAUUCAUUAUAACCUGGUUUCACAUGAAAAUCUUCCCCAGAAUUACAAGGCAACUAUGACAACAAUGAACACCCCUUUCCAAAGCUCUUGUUAUAAGAAGCUGUUUCUUUAAUUCAAAGGGAGAAUGAACUGAUCUGCUUUAACUUUCAAUUUGCUCUUGAGGUGUCUUGUUUUAUGCAACUAAUUUGGAAAAUAAAAGCUUGUAUAUAUGAUGCUUUAAUGUGCUUUUCAUAGUUGCCAGCUUCAUGUGAUGUAAAUUUUCAUUUAAACAUUCAUUCUUGCUUCUGAUUUAUUCAUUUUUCUAUAUUUUUUUCUCAUUUCUUUUGCAUGCAAGGCUUUUUGUUUCUUUUAUGGACUGCAAUGUAAGCAAACCCAUCCAACCAACUCCACUUCUGGAACUACUUUAUCUACGGAUUUAGAAUGUGGUAAAUUAAUUCGAGAGGAGAGAGGGAUUCGAAAACAGUCCUCAGUUCAUACUGUGUAAUCAGUUUAAAAAAAAAAAAAAAGAUGUGCCCAGUAGAAAAUGUUUUUGCUAAUUGGUGUUGUUGAUAUUUGUAUUUGCUAAGCAUAAAUAGCCACAAUUCUCUAUUCCUUUAGGAUAGCAAAACUCAUGUAUUCUAGACAUUGAAAUGAAUACACUGGAAAGAUACUUGCACUGUAUGUUGAAGCAGGGGCAUAUUAGGGGUAUAAAGACUUCUAGAAAUGUGUAUUUACAGGAAUCUUCUCUGUCCCACUCAUCAUCUUAGUUCUAUCUUCAUGCAUUAAAAAUAAGUAACUCUUCCUUCAUGAAAAAGGAGAUUCAGACUUUCAACAGGGCAAAGCAUGGAAACACGAUGCUAAUUCUAUGGACUUCUUUUCAUCUUUGUGAACUUUGUUCCCUCCUCUUUUCUUCUCCCUGUCUCAUAUAUUGUGUAGAUCUGCGUAUUUUCAAACUACCCAAAACCCUUACCUUUUCAACAGUACACACAUAACUCCAUAACAAUGUUAAUUUUUAAUUGAAACUGAUUCCACGAUUUAAAAUGUAUUAUUUACACAAAGACUCAAAAGUGUCUUAGCAUUUAAAGAUUUAAAAACCGUGAUCCACAGAAAGAAAACUAAACUUGAAACCUCUGGUGUCACAGAAGAGCACUAGCUAUGUUGAACAUCACUCAUGGAAACAGAACACAGUCAAGAAUAAUUCCUGGGCAGAAAUUCAUUAACCUCAAACUCUCAAAUAACAUUUACUUGUAGAAUUUAACAGUCUUCUGUAGGUUCUGAGUCUCUAAGGAAUGGUGAUAUUUUUCAAGCUAUAUAGUACUUCUUUGAAGAUCCCAGCAAAGUCCUAAGCUAUGUACUAAUUCAUUUCUAUUUACCACUCACUUUGCAUUGAUGAACAUCUUUCUACGAGAUGUUAUUUCACUUCCUUCCCACUUACCCUAGAUAGAGGGGUUGUUCUUGGAACAAUCUUUUCUGAACAUCACCAUUUUCACAGUUAUUUCUUUGGAUCCAUCAUUAUUAUUAAUUCAUUUAAAGUAUUCUGGGGAAACGGGCAAGAAGGAAAAAAUAAAGGAAAGAAUGUCCAUACACAUUAGUUACAGAUCUCUGUAGAUUCAUUUUCCAUCUGCAUUCAAAGUGCUGUAAAUAAUUUCCAUGCUAACUCAACCAGGUGACAUAAAAAACCUCUUGCACAUUUAAUUUGUUGUGACAGAGAAUAUCUGAUGAUUCCUCACUAGUGAAUAAGAGAGUUGAAGGUGUGUUUCAUCUUUUCUAAAUAUGGGAUCAGUUGGUCUUUAUUCUUUUCUUAAUGGGAUUAUCUUUUGACAUAUCAAGAAAUCCCCUAAAGCACUUCCUUGAAGUAGAGAUAUGCCAUCUGUGCAAUCAUACAGCAUUUUACCUUCUCUUUGCUUAGCUUUAAAUGGCUCCCAGUUUUGGAAGCCACAGGCUUCUCCAAUCAACUGUAUAUUUCUCCAGUAAAGCAUAUUCAGGAAAGUUGACUAGUUGAUUCUUAUCCUGAUUGUUUCUCAGCUUUGCUUCCUUCUUUAAAGAAAUGUACUCAGAAGAAAAUAUCAUAAAUUACACUAACAUUGUUUUAUUAUUAUUAAACUAGAAGCAACAUACUAUUUGUCCCAGGUCAGAGUUCACAUUUUCAUAAUCAAUAGAAUCAGAUGUUGGGAUGAAUAUGACAUUAUUCUUAGUUUCAUAUUUCAUGGAUUCAGUAUAUAGAAACCACAAAUUUCCUAAGUUUACUCUCCCAAAGACAAUUUAAUAAACCAAAAAUGCUACCAAAAGAGUUCAAGUGUGAUUGAUGAAGUAUUGACAAUCAAAAUUAACAAUAACUGACAAAACUUAACUUUCUGCAGAGACUAUUACUUAAAAGUGUAAUUCAGAGAUUUGGAUAAAGAAAUGAUCUCUUUCAAAAGUUAAUAUUUCUAUACUACUUUAGACUGUAUACUACCUAAUUCUGACAUUUAUGUAUUAUUUUAUAGUUUUCAAAAUGUUUUCACAUACAUUACAUUUGAUCCUUUCAACAAUUUAAAUUCAGCUUUACUAACAGAGAAGUAGAUAUCCAUCAUCGACCUGUAGUUAUAGAUUUUAGAAGCAGAAGAAAAUUUUCUAAAACAGCCAAACUUAGAUUCAGGUUCUAGCAGAGCCACAUGCUGAAUGACUGCAGGCAAGUUACCAAACUUCUCAGUCUCAAUUUCUUAAUAUGUAGCAGUGGGACAAAAUUUCUGGAACACAAAGUUUUGUAGGGGUGUUUUUCAAAAUGUGUUCAAUUGGCAAAUGUUUCUCAAAUAGAAUUUUCAUAGUUAAAUAACCCAUAGAGCGUCACUCUAAAUGUUCCUUUACUACAUGCUAUCUCAGUGUGCGUCACAAGUUUUUGCGCAUUGAGAAUUUUCAACAAAGUAGAAAAGUAUUCAGCACUUCUGAAGCCUAUUAGAUUGCAGAUUUUUUUCCCCACAGCAUCUUGACAGACCAGUGUUCCACAGAUCAUCCUCAAGGGAACACAGGUAUGAUCAUGUGAAUCUCAUCCCAUAAUAGUGUACAAGACAUCUUGCAUUGUGCUUGGCACAUAGUAGCCACUCAAUAAAUAAUUAUGUAUUCUUUAGAGUAAA